This is a messenger RNA of Cucurbitaria berberidis CBS 394.84, 900 nucleotides long. RefSeq lists its product as uncharacterized. The transcript has 2 exons. The annotation marks the transcript as partial. Lineage: Eukaryota; Fungi; Ascomycota; Dothideomycetes; Pleosporales; Cucurbitariaceae. The record is from RefSeq and is a predicted model, not a curated record.
AAGGCUGUUCGAGCACGCAAAGGCAAUGCAGCUGAUACUUUUGGCGGAGUAACGAAGCAGUUGAAGACGAAGUUGGAGAAAGAUGCGGGAGUGGUAGUGGACGCUACGAUAUUGGCGGGCGAUGGAGCUGCUAUGGUAAGCUGUACUUUCGACUGGGUCCACCUUAUGAAACUCCGAUCAGACAUGCCCUUCCGCCUUGUCAAAUCUACGGUUUUACGGUCCGGCCCGUACGCAACCCACGUAGCCAUCCUCCUGCGCCAGGAUGUGCCAUUCAGAAUCCUCGCUUUGCCGCUCCACAUCCGCACCAAAAUCCUAAGGCUCACGCUGAAGCAUGAAGAGCCAAGUAUUCCCAUCGUCAUCAAGCAAAGCAGCGCACGCUCAAUCUGGUCCCCCACAUACCACGCCCGCUUCCUGUUGGCCAUGCUGCAAACCUGCAAACAAAUCCACGCGGAAGCCGCACCGCUUGUAUACGGUCAAUCAUUCUACUUCCCAAGUACCCAAGUAAUAUGCGAUUUCUUGCUCCGCAUCGGCAACCACCGGCGCUUCUUGCGCUCUCUCCGCUCCGAAACCUAUGCUUCUCGGUCUGCAAGGACUAUGUUUCACCUCCUGGCUGAGGCACGAUACCUAGAGCGGCUGAGCUUUGCGCAUGUCAGUAGUAGUGAGACUCCGAAGGCAGCAGUGAAGAAUAUCUGGAACGACGCUGAGAAUUGGCUAUUGGGACUUGAUAGGAAUAAUCCGUGCAAGGGACUCGAUGUCUUGGUAUUUGAUGAGCAGGCUUUCCAUAUGCGGGAGAAAGACUUAGAGGCCGGUGGGUUCAAGGUGCUGCAAUGGGGACCUGCUGAACAGUUGGAGUUCUUGAAGGGACUCAGGGCAAAGAUGGUCGCUGAAGAGAAAAGACUG